Exophiala bonariae is the source of this 1881-nucleotide messenger RNA. RefSeq lists its product as uncharacterized. Lineage: Eukaryota; Fungi; Ascomycota; Eurotiomycetes; Chaetothyriales; Herpotrichiellaceae. The transcript has 2 exons. The record is from RefSeq and is a predicted model, not a curated record. Bases 1 to 1881 code for a protein of 626 amino acids.
AUGCAAGGUCAACCAGAAUGCCAACGCUGCAUUAAAGGUGGCCGCACGUGUGAAGGAUACGCAAGAAGCAGCACACCCGGCUCAACUUCUGCAAACCCGAUCAAAUUCGUGGUGUACAGUGGUGGUACUAAGAGCAGAUCAUCUUCUAAAACAAACACUGGUACCAAUACACCGAGUCGGACUCCGUCCCCUCCAUCACGGCUCUCCUUAGUUCCUGACUUGGGUCAUGCUGAACGCCGUGCUCUGUCUUACUUUCAGGAGCGAGGUGCAUGGGAGUUGGCCGGUGGUGUGCAACCGAUGUUCUGGCUGCAUGGUGUCUUACCAGUUAUUCAUCAAGAGGCCGCGGUGAAGCACGCCCUGGUGGCGUUGAGUACCAUGCAUGAACAUUUCACUCGAUCGGGUCGCAUGUCGCCCAACACGCAAAGCAACACCCUUGACUUUGCUUUGAAUCACUAUGGCAGGGCGAUUCGAGAAGUCAUGGACGUCAAUCGAAAUCGAGGCAAGCAUUUCUUCGAUUGCUCUCUCAUCACCUGUGGUCUGUUCGCUGCAUUCGAAUCACUUCAAGGCCAUUACCAUUCGGCCUUCAGCCAUGCUGUCAGUGGUAUCAAGAUCUUGGCGGAGUCCCAAGAAAGCCCUCACCCAACAACUCAGACAAGCGACAAGGACAUGUACAUUUCUCGUCCUGAGUUGACGCGGUUUUUCUUCUCCUUCUGGCGGCAAAUCCUGGAGAUUGGCGACUGGAAUUUCCAGGGAGAACGACCGCUCCUGGAUCCCCCGACGUCGACCUGCCCGCCUAUCUUCAACAGCGUCGAAGAAGCAUUGAGCUACGUCGAAUACAACAUGUCCGGGUUCUUUCACUUCUAUGAGAAAGCGGAGAGGGUUGCAAGACAGGGAAUUAUGACGCCGGAAAUCAAUCUGGAACUGAUGCACAAAUUCGACGCCCUUACAAGUUCUUUCGCGAUUAGCGAGCAGGCCUACCAGGCGAUGUUGACACAACAACGGCACCGCAAUCUCGAAAGCAGUCCUACGGGGUUGAUCCUCAGCAUCCACAGGAUCUUCCUAAACGUCUAUUUCAACAUGGUCAGUCAAGGGAACGAACUCGAAGCGUUCGACGCCCAACUGCCCAGCGUACGUGCAGCGGUCGAGCUAUGCGAGAAGUUCAUAGCACUGACGAGCCCCUUCGACACAAGCGACACAAUGGGGCGACCCGCACACGACCAAACCGGCCCCCCUUCCCGCUCGCCAUCACCACCCCGACUAAUGCCACCGAGCUUCUCCAUGGGCCUGGGAGUGGUGCCGAUCCUGUUCGUGAUCGCGACGCGCUGCAAUGACAUCCCGCUGCGGGACAAGGCGCUGCACCUGCUGCGCAUCUGCAACCGCAAAGAAGGGUUCUGGGACUCGCAGCUCUCGGCCGUCCUGGCCGCCCGCACCAUCGAGAUCAAAGCCAACGCGGCCCGCCAGGUCGGCCGCCUCGACCUGCACCCCUCCGCCGUCAACAUGAAGCUCGAGGACAUCCAGUACUACCCGGACAACGAGUGCGUCGUCUCGUACUCGCUGAUGUGGACGGAGGCCGAUGCGGAAAGUGCGAGUACCAGUGUAGAUCUAUACCCCGGCGAUAGCAGCGCGGCGUUGUUGCCCCGCCCUAGCCAGCAUCCACCGCCACCACCACCACCACCACCACCACCAGCAGGUGAACCUAUAUUGCGGAAACGCAUGUUCUCGGAGCGCCUGGCGUGGGGCGACCAACCUUCCGUCGUCGCUGUGACGGACGACGAGAAUCUGGACUCCCUGCAAUACCCGAGCGUGAUGCGCAACGGCCUCAUGUCCGAGGAGGUUCGCCCGCCGCUACAGGACUGGGAGAAACAUGGCAUGGUAUGGUGA